This is a messenger RNA of Hyaloscypha bicolor E, 661 nucleotides long. RefSeq lists its product as uncharacterized. The transcript has a single exon. Bases 306 to 470 code for a protein of 54 amino acids. The record is from RefSeq and is a predicted model, not a curated record. NCBI's taxonomy places the organism in Eukaryota, Fungi, Ascomycota, Leotiomycetes, Helotiales, Hyaloscyphaceae.
CUGAUGUGAUAGAAUGAAGAGCGUUUGCGCACGAUUACCUUCACAGUGAUGCAUGUAGACUCCAAGGCUUCUUAAGGAAGUUUCCAACAAGUCACAAGUGCUCAGACAAGCAUAAGAGAGCUCUCCGCGAAACCAAAUUUAAUGUUACCUGAUUACCUCCGGCGCGUCGCGCCUCGCUUCCUCCCCUACCAAUCUGGCGACCAAUCAUCCGCUUGCUAUCAGGGAUUUUGAGACGAGGUUGGACAUACCGUUCAUGAGAUUGCUGCUGGAGGGCUGGAAGGUUGGGUUGUUAGAACGACGGUGCUAUGGAAGAUUGUUUACUUGCAGAUGUUGGAGUUUGCUGCGUUGCAUGGGGCGAAGCGGUCAUUGAUCCGUUUCCGUUGUCGAAACCGGGGGUGAGGGAUAGUUUGAGGAAGUUGGAUGAAGGGAAGACGAGGUAUAGUUGGAUCCUUUACGCUGGUCAGGCGUAGCAUGCGGCCCUGCUUCUGGGGGCCACGGGUAGACGAGAAGGUGUGGGUGAAGGGUUCUGCGUCGUGAGGCGGCGCGGCAAUGCAGCUCGAUUUAUAUCUGUAAAUUUAGUGUACUGCCCUGAAGGGAAAACGUUGGGGCUGGGACUGCCGAACGGAGUGUGUUCAUAAAUAUUCUAGCAGGGUGAUGUGUG